Molecule: messenger RNA, 413 nt
Organism: Morus notabilis
Lineage: Eukaryota; Viridiplantae; Streptophyta; Magnoliopsida; Rosales; Moraceae
Exons: 2
Coding region: 42-278 (78 amino acids)
Source: RefSeq, a predicted model, not a curated record
GUUUUAUAAACUAUUUUGGUAUAAGGAAAAAAAAAAAGAAAAUGGCUAGGAACUCCAUUAGAUCUAUUGUGGUGACUCUUCUCAUCAUCUUUGCCAUGAUUUUCGCUCCCAUCAUGGUGUCGGAUGCAAUUCGCCCAACUGUAUCAGUCAAAACCGGCCCCAUAUGUCCUGCAUGUGUCUGUUGCGAACCUCCACCUCCGGGCUCUUGUUGCCGCUGCGGAAACUGUGCGCCUCUCGCUCAAACUCAGCUACCUACUUCACAAAAUGGCUCUCCAUGAAAAUGCUUUCAUUUCUUAUUUAUUUCUAGACCUACUUAUAGAGCUUAAUUUCUUGUUUUCGUGAUUGUCCCGAACCCAAAAAUUACAAAUGAAAUAAAUAUCUAUAAGAUGCUUUAGUACUGUGUUUGUACUGUC